AUGCUUAACAAUUUUCAUGGCUGGGAUUCGCAUUGGACAUUAAUUUUGUUGGGCCCGUACCUUCAUUGGACCAAGAUACGGAGUCUAUUGUCCGUAAGACUGGUAUUUACGUAUGUUUCUUCCAACGUUAGAUUCAUAGACUUGGUAUUUUUGAUGGUCCGUGCCAAUACUUCCUAUAACCUACUUUUGUUGAGUAAAUGCCAAAAAUAUUGUAGCACUCGCAAUGUUCUCUUGCUGAUCGUUUGCUAUAGAGUGAAUUACUUGGAUAGCAAAACUUUGGGUGUAAACAUUGAUGGGAUGUCUUUACAAGAGCGACAUCAACUUUUUAUUUUAUCUGUAUUUGAGACACUUUAUUUGGGAAACACGGUUUAUGAGAUCAUACUCAACAAUAAAUGCAUAGAUCACAUAACACGAGAGGAUGCGUGGAGUAAAUCUGAGAUUCAAGAAAAGACUGGAUCUUCAUAUUCCGUUUAUCCAUUGACCAAAGAAGAUCUAUUUGAAUAG
Molecule: messenger RNA, 504 nt
Organism: Phycomyces blakesleeanus NRRL 1555(-)
Lineage: Eukaryota; Fungi; Mucoromycota; Mucoromycetes; Mucorales; Phycomycetaceae
Exons: 4
Coding region: 1-504 (167 amino acids)
Source: RefSeq, a predicted model, not a curated record